Glycine soja is the source of this 2376-nucleotide messenger RNA. Its product is annotated as putative receptor-like protein kinase At4g00960. The transcript has 7 exons. Lineage: Eukaryota; Viridiplantae; Streptophyta; Magnoliopsida; Fabales; Fabaceae. Gene Ontology annotation, molecular function: protein kinase activity; ATP binding. The record is from RefSeq and is a predicted model, not a curated record. Gene Ontology annotation, biological process: protein phosphorylation. Bases 115 to 2166 code for a protein of 683 amino acids.
UUUUGGGAAAGUCUAAAAACCCUUAGAAAUUGUUGAUCUUUUCCACCCUUUCAUUUAAAAUCCACCAACUCUUUAGUAAGUGUAAUUCAUAUUACAACAUUGUAUGGUAGCAUCAUGGUCACUCAAAGAGCAUCAUUUUACCUUUGUCUCCUUGUUAUUCUGAUAACUCAAGCUACUGCGGAGCCAGACGACCAAUACCCAGUCUGCUUCAGCAGUGGUGGAGACUAUGCCCCUAAUAGCACCUAUCACACCAACCUCAAUAGUGUUCUUUCAAGGCUCACUUCCAACACGCAAAUCGACUAUGGCUUCUACAAUUCCUCCUACGGCCAAGACUCUGAUAGAGUCUACGCAACAGGCCUUUGCAGAGGAGAUGUUUCCCGACAUACUUGCCUUACUUGCCUCAACAAUUCUAGCUUUUUUCUCCUAAAGAACUGUCCACAUCAGAAGGAGGCUGUGGGAUUGGGAGGAUAUGAUAAAUGCAUUUUACACUAUGCAGAUCACUCAAUGUUCAGUUACCAAGAGUCUUCUUUCCGGUUCUAUUUUUGGGAGGAAACUAAUGUAACGAAUUGGGAUCAGUACAGUUAUGUGCUCAAUCAGUUGCUGUCAAGACUAAGAGUGAAAGCUGCAACAUCUAACUCCAAUCUCCACCGUAAAUUUGCUGCUGGAAAUGCAACAGUUCCGACUCCGAGUUCCCAAACUAUAUAUGCUGUUGUUCAGUGCUAUCCUGAUCUGACAGCCGCAGAAUGCAACGACUGCUUAAGUGGCGCUUUCUCAGAAAUACCGAAAUAUUGUAAUAACAGGUCAGGUUGUGGAGGUAUUAAAUUAAGCUGUAACUUUAGAUAUGAGAACUCCAGCUUCUAUGAGCCUACGCCUGAUACGGUAACACUACAAUUUUCACCACAAGGAUCUCCAUCUCCUACACCAUCCAUCACUUCAAAUUCCUCAGAGAGUACUUAUCAUGGAAAAAGCAGCAAAUCUCAAGCUGUCAACGCCAAAUACGUUGUCGCACCUAUUCUAUUCUUUGUUGGGUUGCUGAUCUUGAUUUGCAUCUAUUUAAGAGUGAGGAAGUCAACAAAGCAUUUUGAGAGUGAACCCAUGGUUGAUGACGAAAUUAAACUAGUCGUGUCAUCACAGUUUGACUUUGACACCAUAAGAGUCGCUACGAACAACUUCUCUGAUGCAAACAAGCUUGGACAAGGUGGAUUUGGACCUGUUUACAAGGGGACACUCUUCAAUAAACAAGAAGUAGCAAUCAAAAGGUUAUCUAGCAACUCUUGCCAAGGAAAUAUUGAAUUCAAGAAUGAAGUGAUACUAAUGUCCAGGCUUCAGCACCGAAAUUUAGUUAGGCUCCUUGGUUUUUGUUAUGAAAGCGAAGAACGGCUCCUUGUCUAUGAGUUUCUUCCCAAUAAAAGUCUUGACAAGAUCAUAUUUGAUCCCAUCGAGCGUGCACAUUUGGAUUGGAAAAAACGCCACAAAAUAAUUGAAGGCAUUGCACUUGGCCUUCUUUAUCUUCAUGAGGAUUCUCAGCAAAGGAUUAUUCAUCGUGAUCUCAAAUUGAGUAAUAUUCUUUUAGAUGCCGAUAUGAAUCCUAAGAUUUCAGAUUUUGGCUUUGCAAGGCUGUUUAAUGCGGAUCAAACUCUGCUUAAUGCAAGUAAAAUUGCAGGAACUUAUGGAUACAUGGCACCUGAGUAUGCAAGGCAUGGAAAACUCUCAACGAAGUUAGAUGUCUUUAGUUUCGGUGUAGUAAUACUAGAGAUUGUAAGUGGCAAAAAGAAUAGUGGAUUUCGUAUUGGAGAGAGUGUGGAGCAUUUAUUAAGCUUUGCUUGGAAAAACUGGACGAAAGGGACAGCAGAUAAAAUUAUAGAUCCUGCCUUAAAUAAUGCUUUGAGAGAUGAAAUACUGAGAUGCAUUCACAUUGGGCUACUUUGUGUUCAAGAAAAGGUUGCUGAUAGACCAACAAUGGCUUCAGUUAUACUUAUGCUUGAUAGCCACUCUUUUGCUCUACCAGUUCCAUUGCAACCGGCCUAUUUUAUGAAAAAUAGUUGUUUAUCAGUCAUCCAGUUUUCGGGGUGCAGUUCCGUGGAAACAGGAUCAAAUGAACAGAAAAGUGACUCUGCUGAUGUAUCAGCAAAUGAGGCCUCAAUUAGUAGUCUAUAUCCUCGUUAGAUAUGAAUCACAUUAUUUUAGUCAAAGGUGACAAUCAUAGCUACAAUUGAAUGUACUAAGAGAAACAGAAGUUUGGUGCUUGCUAUUACUAAUUAAGAAAGGAAUAAUUUUGACACCAUUUCCGUGAAAAUAUUCAAUUUACUAAUUACCCGUAUCCAAACUCUUAUGUUUGUUCCUGUUACAAUUAGGGAAUUACAAAAAUUGGGCUCU